Hyphopichia burtonii NRRL Y-1933 is the source of this 1662-nucleotide messenger RNA. RefSeq names its product putative lactose permease (gene HXT2.m). Gene Ontology annotation, biological process: carbohydrate transport; transmembrane transport. Gene Ontology annotation, molecular function: carbohydrate:proton symporter activity. The transcript has a single exon. Lineage: Eukaryota; Fungi; Ascomycota; Pichiomycetes; Serinales; Debaryomycetaceae. Gene Ontology annotation, cellular component: membrane. Bases 1 to 1662 code for a protein of 553 amino acids. The record is from RefSeq and is a predicted model, not a curated record.
AUGAGCUCUUCAUCUUCGGUUAAAGAAGCUUCACUUCAGGAACUACCUGAAAAAACUGCUAAACACGAAAUCGAACAUAAGGAAGAUGCUACUGAUGAACAUGGUUUACCAAUCUUGGCUCCAUUGGAUACUGAUGAGCCAGAAAUUUCUUUGAAACAUAUAGUUCGAACCCAUCCCAUUAGUAAAUGGACGAAAACAAGAUUCCACAUAUAUUUGAUAUGUUUUUGUUUGUUUCUAAGUUCAACAAUGAACGGGUUUGAUGGUAGUUUGAUGACCAGUAUCAAUACAUUGGAUGAAUAUCAAGAUUAUUAUGAUUUAUCGGGGAGUGCUGAUGGCACGGGGUUGGUGUUUUCCAUUUACUCGGCUGGGGCCAUUUGCUCGGUCGGGUUUCUUUGGUUGAGUGAUUCCAUUGGUAGAGUAAAGACAAUGAUUGUCGGGCUUAUUGGAAUAGUUAUAUUUACUAUACUCAUGUCAGUUAGUGCCAAUCAUAAUUUAUUUAUCGCUGGAAGAUUUUUUGUUUCAUUUUUUUCAACAAUUACCUUACUGGCAGCUCCGGUAUAUAUGGUUGAGAUGAUUCCACCUGAUUUGGGGUUUUUAAUUGGGGUUUUAAAUACUUGUUAUUAUUUGGGUUCAAUCAUUGCUACUUGGUGUAUGUACGGUACUUCAAUUCAUUAUAAAGGUACUCCAAAUUCUUUCAAAAUUGCUCUUUGGUUACAACUUUUAUGUCCAGGUAUUGUUCUUCUUUUCGUUUGGACAUUUCCAGAAAGUCCUCGUUGGUUAUACGCCAAAGGUAAUAAAGAAAAGGCAAGAGAAAUCAUUGUUAAGUAUCAUGCUAAUGGAGAUGCAAAUCAUCCAGUGGUUCAAGCAGAAUUUCAACAAAUUGAAAGAUCUUUUGCAGUUAACGGAUUUUUAAAACCAAAAGAUUAUUUGGAUUUCAGAGUUUUCAUUAAUACAAAAGCUAAUCGUAAGAAGUCUUUUAUUGUUUUAUGUUGGUCAUGGUUUAAUCAAUUUAGUGGGAAUCAAGUUAUUACUUAUUAUAUAACCACAUUAUUUUUACAAAUGGGGAUUGAAAAUGCAACCACUCGUUUAUUAUUAACUGGUAUUAAUAACAUCCUAUGUCUUAUAUUUGCAGUUUGUGGUGGGUUAUUAAGAGAUAAGAUUCCAAGAAGAGUGAUAUUAAUCUAUGCUCAUAUUGGAUUUAUAAUUUGUUUUGUUGGUUUGGCAGUAAGUUCCAAAUUCUUCCAACAAGACUCUGAUAACAAACAAGCAGCAGCAGCAGGAAUUGCAUUUAUUUAUAUUUUCAGUACGGUAUUCUUUGCCUUUGCAUUCACUUCAAUCCAACCAAUUUAUCCUUCUGAAGUUAUGUCGAAUGAUAUGAGAGUAAGAGGUAUGGUGCUCUACUUUUUAAUCUCAAACGUUGCAUCAUUUGUCAAUUUAUAUUCUGCACCAGUUGCAAUGGAGAAUAUCAAGUACUGGUACUAUGUAUUCUUUGUAUUUUGGGAUUUAUUUCAAUUGCUGAUUGUUUAUUUCUUCUUUGUGGAAACUAGUGCUUUAACCUUGGAAGAAAUUGAAAAAAUGUUCGAAACUACUAACCCAGUUAAGGAGAGUAUCAGGUUAUCUAAGAUUGCAAGGUCUAAGAAAUUUGAAGAUGCUUUACAGUAA